Teleopsis dalmanni is the source of this 2722-nucleotide messenger RNA. Its product is annotated as BTB/POZ domain-containing protein kctd15-like. The transcript has 6 exons. Gene Ontology annotation, molecular function: protein binding. The record is from RefSeq and is a predicted model, not a curated record. NCBI's taxonomy places the organism in Eukaryota, Metazoa, Arthropoda, Insecta, Diptera, Diopsidae. The coding region runs from base 732 to 1838 and encodes 368 amino acids. Gene Ontology annotation, biological process: protein homooligomerization.
UUGUGUGCACGGGAGAUUUAAACAUAAGAAUUUCGUUGAUCAAAAUUAACGUGUCGUGUAAAAAAUUGGUGAUGAUAAAAUACAAUACGAACUGAAAACAAUUCCAUCUUUAAAUUGUCGUCGAUGCCUUAAUGUGCACCCAACAAUCACACAAACAACGUCUACAACAAUAAAUUCAAUACCAACUGCGGCUAAAAAUCUACCGUUAAUUAAGUAUUUGUUGCAUCAGAAACUCUCCAACACUUGAACCGGAUAUUAACCAUUAAAAGUAAUAGCGGCGGCUUUAAGUGCAGCGAUAGCAACACAACUCUAAGCAGAGCAUCUUGAGAAAAUAACACAUCAACAAAGCAUUCACCAAGCACAAAGGAAACACAACAACAAUAACAAUAACAACAAACUGUAAAAAAGCUUUUGCGCUGCCGCACCAAGGUCGUUUGAUUUAAGAAGGAAAAAACCAAAAAUAAGAGAAAAACAAGUUAAGCAUUGAAUGCGUCGUCGGUCGUACAACAUGCAAGCAGUGUAUGAGAAGUGUUAGUUUUAUGGUCGUUUCGAACGAGUUGGCAACGACACGAACGUUUGAAGCAAUCUGAAGUGGUUGGAAGCAGUUUGAGAGGCGGUUGCAACACACACGUACAACGUACAACGUCAACGUACAACGUCAACGUACAACAGAAUCAGGACAGGAUAAUAAAGACAACACAUUUUCAGUUUGGAGCAAACAUUUGACGCGAAUGCAAGUCAGAACUUCAUUUGUUGCAUUGGAACAAAGAUCUCCGUUGACAGUGGAGCCGUCUUGUCCAAAGAGAAAAAAAUGCGAUAUGGAUCGAGAACGCGAGAGAGAGGCAAAAUCUUUGGAGCCGCGAGAUUUAUCAUCGACUGGCCGUAUUUAUGCUAGAAGCGAUAUUAAGAUAAGUGCGUCACCAACUGUUUCCCCAACGAUCUCAAACUCAUCCUCGCCGACGCCCACCCCACCAGCAACAAGUACAUCUGUACCGCCUAUCGGAUUACCAAACACUGUAGCGGUUGGGCCAGGCAGUGCAUCUACAGCAGGUGCCAGUUCCUAUUUGCAUAGUAAUCAUAAGCCAAUCACUGGCAUACCAUGCGUAGCAGCAGCAUCUCGUUACACAGCUCCUGUGCAUAUAGAUGUUGGUGGCACCAUCUAUACCAGUUCACUCGAAACUCUGACCAAAUAUCCAGAUUCAAAGUUGGCCAAGCUCUUCAAUGGUUCCAUACCCAUAGUGCUGGAUUCAUUAAAGCAGCAUUACUUUAUUGAUCGCGAUGGUGGCAUGUUUCGACAUGUGCUUAAUUUUAUGAGGAAUUCGAGACUCUUGAUAGCAGAUGAUUUUCCUGACUUAGAGCUCUUAUUAGAGGAAGCACGUUAUUUUGAAGUGGAACCUAUGAUAAAGCAGCUUGAGAGUAUGCGGAAGGAUCGAGUACGCAAUGGCAACUACCUUGUGGCACCACCGACACCACCUGCUCGCAUUAAAAGCAGUCCUCGCACAACUUCGACACCCGAAUAUAACUACGAAGUCGUCGCCUUGCAUGUAUCACCUGAUUUAGGUGAACGCAUUAUGCUGUCAGCGGAGCGCUCAUUGCUGGACGAAGUUUUCCCAGAAGCCAAUCAAGCAACACAGACCAGUCGGAGUGGGGUGUCCUGGAAUCAGGGUGAUUGGCGACAAAUUAUACGUUUUCCCCUUAAUGGUUAUUGCAAAUUAAAUUCCGUGCAAGUUUUGACACGUCUACUGAAUGCUGGCUUUACCAUUGAGGCUAGCACUGGUGGCGGUGUAGAGGGUCAACAAUUCUCAGAAUACUUAUUAGUGCGUCGGAUUCCAAUGUGAUAGUCUGGAGCAGAAAUUUGUAAAUUAAGUUAAAAAAUCCACAUAAUUUCAUAGAUGAAAACCAUUUUAAAAUAUAUAUAAACCAUAUUUCAACUAAUAUUAUUAAGUGUAUAGUUUGCGGUUAUGCCGACAUACGGAUACCCUACCCAAGGAUCUUAUUGCACUUUUGCACUUUUGUUAGAAUUUAAGUUUUUCGGCCUAGACCUAGAUACGUUGUUGGCAGUAACUUAAUUAUUGGAUUGAUGUGGCAAUGAGAAAACAUAAAUAAUAUUGAUGUCCCGUGGGAUUCUGUUUUGUUUGUAUUGUAGGAUAAAACCAAGAUUUGCAAUAUUUCUACUUAGUGCCAUCAGGUUGCUUAAUUUUUAUGGAUCACUGACACACAUAGGAUAUGUAAAAAAUUUAUAUUAUAAUCAAUAAAUUAGCAUAGGUAUCGAGAAAAACGGGGUUAACAGAAGCUCAGUACAACCGGUACACACUAUCGUUGGUGUCGAAGACUGCCACUUUGCUCUGAGGCUGAACUUUUUAAACCUAAAGAGAAAUGGAAAAUGAAUUUAAAAUUCUUUUGUCAAUAUUAUGAAUGCAACUGUGUGCUUUGUAAGGGGUGUAGGGUGUUGCGAAUAAGCAUUUUUGAAUUAAAUUAAACUAAUUGAGAAUCGCUUUAAGCGGUUCUCACUCGUCGUUAGUGUUUCACAACUUAAUUAAAUAAUUACAGUAGAUUUAAGCUCAGCUCUCGAUGUUUAUAUAUGCAAUUUAGUCAGGAGAAUUUGUUGUAAUUUAUGUUUUGUUUUACAGAUAAGUAAGGUAAAUUUAUUUAAGAUAAUUUCUGAAAAGUACUGAUUUAAUCUGUUAAGUACAUAUAUUAUGCAAUUAAAAAAAGAAAAUAA